GAACAUGUGCAGAGCUGCUCUUAGAGUGUAGCUGCGCAGCUGGCAUGUGAAGUGGGCUCCAUUUUCACGCCUGGUCGGCUGGACCACCAGUUUUCGCCAUGGAUCAAGCUCGAGCAAUGCUCGAUGCGCUUAUGGGUCCUCAAAGAGAUGUGGCCAAGAAGUCGAAGAAGGACCCGGCAGAAGACUGGAGGGAUGACUCUGUGUGUAAGAGCUUCCUGGCAGGCUUUUGCCCCUUUGAUCAGGAUGUGCUGGGCGGGACGCGAAAUAUCAAGGCUUGCCCCAAGAUCCAUUCAACUGUGAUCCGAGAAUGCUUCGACAAGCACCUAGAGGGUGCCCAAGACAGCAAUCUCCGCUACAGCUUUGAGGCUCAGGCCUUGAAGGACUGCGAGGAUGUGCUGCUUCGGGCAGAGGAGCACAGUGCCAAGGAGGUCGAGCGCCUUCGCAGCGAGCUGCGGUCUACGAAGCCCAAGCUGCCGCCAGAGAUCCUGGCGAAGCUGGAGGAGUUGCGGGCUGAGGCUGCGGACAUCGAACGGCGUGCAGCGCUCCUCAUGAAGGAUGCUAAACAGGGUGGCGGUUACAAGAACCUCUCGCUCACAUGGUCCAGAGCUGCGAAGGAGAAGCUGGAGGAAGCUGAAGAGCUUGAGAGGGCCGAGCAAAAGAGAAUCGCCGACAGCAUCGAACCCAAAUCCUGCGACAUAUGUGGCACGGUCUUUCUGGAUGAUGCAAAAUUCCAGGCACAUUUCCACUUUGACGUGCACGAAGGUUACAAGCAAGUGCGUGACCGGCAUGCUCAACUGGAAGCUCGCCAGAAGCAACGAAGUACACAGACCAAGGAGCGGAGCAAGGAGCCCAGCCGUAGUCGGCAGGAUGGAAGAGAAAGAUAUGUGGCUGAAGAAAGGGAAAGAAGGAGCUACUCUACUGACAAGCCGAGAAGGAAUCUGGAGAGGAGAGAUAGUCGGGAUACAGGGGACCGUGGAAGCAGAACUGUCCGGGAGCCUCGCCUUCGCAGCAGAGGCGUGGGAGGAGUCGUGGGCAAACUGCGAAGAGCAAAAGAGGAGCACGAUCUUGGAUGGCAGCAAUCGGCAGCAAACAAGUGACCCAAUGACGCUCAUGAUCUUGCAACAAGUUGCCAGAAUGUUUCCAGCCAUGGUGGAGUUAUGCAUCAAAUAACUGAAGUUGGCAGGUCGUCGUGACUAUGACCGUGACGAGGACCGUGGCCGCGAUCGGCAGAUGUCCCGUGGCAGAUAUGUCUCCCGCAGUCGCGUCUCUGCGAACCGAGACUCUCGCAGCCCGCGCCGCUACUCAGGC
This is a messenger RNA of Durusdinium trenchii, 1308 nucleotides long. The record is from the annotation of a GenBank genome assembly. NCBI's taxonomy places the organism in Eukaryota, Dinophyceae, Suessiales, Symbiodiniaceae.